This is a messenger RNA of Scatophagus argus, 4857 nucleotides long. RefSeq names its product O-GlcNAcase (gene oga). The transcript has 19 exons. Gene Ontology annotation, biological process: glycoprotein metabolic process. Gene Ontology annotation, molecular function: beta-N-acetylglucosaminidase activity. The coding region runs from base 1064 to 3877 and encodes 937 amino acids. The record is from RefSeq and is a predicted model, not a curated record. Lineage: Eukaryota; Metazoa; Chordata; Actinopteri; Scatophagidae.
GUCUCUUGUGAAAAAGGCCUUUGACAUAGAGAAAGGGAUACACCACCAGCUUUUACUAAGUAAUGCUUAUUGUGCUUCCUGUGGGGAUUUACUCUCAAUUAGUUAUGGGUAAUUAUGCAAAAAACAUAACUGGUGAUUUAGAACAAAGCAUGUGCAUACUGCUGACACAGGAUAUACAGGCUCAGGUCAUAACAGAUGAGCAGCGCUUCCCCUCUGAGUGUAGUGUUGGAGCUCAGCUGCAUUCCUAAUAUGGACUGGAAUUUCAAGAUGUCAGAACGCGUGUUGAGAUAUUCAACACAGUCGCUGAAAAGAGCCGAGUCAACAAGCUUUAUCUGAAUUUUACUGCAAGUUAAGGAAUUCAUAUAACAAUUAUUAACUCGGAUCUUUAAUAACUUAGCGAGAUUAGCAUUGUUCUCAAUAACGACACAGAUGUAGGACAGUGUUUUUCGUUAUUGAUUCUAUUACCAUGUUUCGCAAUUAAGAUAGUUUUACAAAUACAAAUGCAGCCGUUUGUCUUUUUAAUUAAGUUGACGGUUGUCGGCUAUGGAAUGGUUACAAAGAAACAUCAGUUUGCGUUUAAUAACGUUAGUUACGUAUUAAGUUUUAGCUUCGCGCGGCACAAAUGUCAUCUAUCUCUUCGCCACACUGACAUCUUUGCGGUGUUUUGUCACGCAGAUCUAGUUUUGACUGGUUUAAUCUAGUCCCGUGAGCAUGCGCACUCGGUGUAAACAGGAAGAACAGACGAAAACUAGGGUAAAUCUGCCAUAAAGAGAAGAACAUGAAAGAAGCAAAUCGAACGAAUGCAUCGAUUCUGAUCAUAUAUUAAUUAAUACAAAUGUUGUCCUCUACCGCGUGAUAGUAUUUUCGUUACAUUUUGUCGAGGCGCUUGCUAAAUUUUUGACAGAAUCGCUAAUGCUGUAAACUAGCUAGCCUUAGAGAGUGACGAUUUAACGAUUUCCUCUAGGUACUGCUUGACGAAUUUGUCUGCGGAACUGCAUUUUAAAAUCAGCCCGUACUUUCUGAAUUUGGUGACUCGACGUUACAUUGGGAGAAAGCUCCAACAAUGGUUCAAAAAGAAAAGAUGCUGGAGACUCCACCAGUGGACGGUGAGCCGAGCCCCAGCCCAGUCUCCGGAGAGGCUUGUGCCGAGGCUUCUGGCCCGGUGGAAGAGUCCAGCAUUGCAGUCGAACCGGCGGGCCACAGAAAAUUCAUUAGCGGAGUCGUGGAAGGCUUUUAUGGUCGACCGUGGACAAUGGAGCAGAGGAAAGAGUUAUUCAGACGGCAGCAGAAAUGGGGACUGAAUACAUACCUUUACGCACCCAAAGAUGAUUACAAGCACAGAAUGUUCUGGAGAGAGCUCUACUCAGUGGAAGAAGCAGAACAACUCAUGACUUUAAUUGGUGCUGCCAAGGAGCAUGGGAUAGAGUUCAUUUACGCCAUUUCCCCUGGACUGGACAUCACCUUCUCCAAUCAGAAAGAGGUUUCUGCACUCAAGAGGAAACUUGAUCAGGUUUCUCACUUUGGCUGCAAGUCAUUUGCCUUACUUUUUGACGAUAUCGACCACAACAUGUGCCCUGCUGACAAAGAGGUGUUCAGCUCAUUUGCACACGCUCAGGUUUCCAUUACCAACGAAAUCUACCAGUACCUGGGAGAGCCCGAAACCUUCCUCUUCUGUCCCACAGAAUACUGUGGAACAUUCUGCUACCCAAGUGUCUCUCAGUCCCCCUACCUCCGCACAGUAGGAGAGAAGCUACUGCCUGGCAUUGACGUGCUAUGGACAGGCCCCAAGGUUGUGUCCAAAGAUAUCACAGUAGAGUCUAUUGAGGAGGUGUCAAAAAUCCUAAGAAGAGCCCCUGUGAUCUGGGACAACAUUCAUGCCAAUGAUUACGACCAGAAGAGACUUUUCUUGGGUCCAUACAAAGGCCGCUCAACAGAGCUCAUCCCCAGGCUGAAGGGAGUCCUCACCAAUCCUAACUGCGAGUUUGAGUCCAACUUUGUAGCAAUCCACACUCUGGCCACCUGGUAUAAGUCUAAUAUGAAUGGUGUGCGCAAGGAUGUUGUGAUGACUGAUGGCGAGGACAGCACAGUGUCCAUCCAGAUUAAGUUAGAGAAUGAGGGCAGUGAUGAAGAACUAGAGACUGACAUGCUCUACAGCCCACAGCUUGCUCUAAAACUGGCUCUCACGGAAUGGCUGGGAGAAUUUUGUGUACCUCGUCAAUACAACAGCCGACAGGUGCCUCAGAGUAGUGCCAAAGGUACAGCCAUUGAUGUGUCAUCCAUGGCUGCUCCCUCUCUCUGCUCUUCCACAACAGUCACAACCGUGUUCCAGCAACCCAUCAUGUCCCCAGCUAUGCCACCUCUGUGUCUGGAUCCACUCUCGCACCCUUUGGCAAAAAGACCUCAGGAGGAGGAGGUGGAGGUGGAAAAGAAGGAUUCAGAUGAGGAGCCCAUGGAGAUGGUGGUUGAGAAGAUGGUGGAUGAGCCAGAAGCAGAAGCUGACCCAGAGGUGAAGCAUGUUGGUCCUGUCUUGACUGAAAAGAUGACAGAGGACCUGAAGCCUAUGGAUACUGACAAAGAGAGUUUGGCUGAGUCCAAGUCCCCUGAAGAGUCUAUCCAGGAAGACUCUGGGAGCGAUAUUGCUCCUAUGCAGACAGACGAUCAACUCAAGCAGGAUGUGUUUGUGCCUGGACCCAACGAAAAGCCUCUAUUCACAGCAGAACCCCUCACACUUGAGGACCUCAGCUUGCUGGCAGAGCUCUUCUACCUGCCUUAUGAACAUGGGAACAAGGCCGUGCAGAUGUUAAGGGAGUUCAAUUGGCUAAGAGCUAACAGCAGUGUCGUCAGUGUCAACUGCAAGCGAAAGGAAACUGAAAAGGUAGCAGAAUGGCAGUCAAGGGCAGAGAAGUUUGAGGAGAUGUGCUGCUCCGUCAUCCAGAUGUUCACACGCCUUUCCAAUUCAGCCAACCGCACCAUUCUGUACGACCUCUACCCUUACAUCUGGGACAUCAAGAGCAUCAUUUCUAUGGUCAAGUCUUUUGUACAGUGGCUAGAUGGAAGAAUCCACAGUACAAGUUUCUACUGCUAUUGGAUCGACAGUGGCCGAUGGUGUCGUAGUCAGUCCUCAGCACAAUUCCUUAGAGGAGACCAAGAGCCCUGGGCCUUUAGGGGAGGUCUAGCAGGAGAGUUCCAGAGAUUGUUGCCAAUAGAUGGGGCAAACGAUCUUUUCUACCAGCCUCCACCUUCAAUGCCAACCUCCAAACUCUAUUCCAUACGGCCAUACUUUCCCAAAGAUGAGGCUGCAGUUUAUAAAAUCUGUAAAGAAAUGUACUGUGAAGGACUGGAGGACAUUCCUUUUUCUGAUGAGGAUCCUGACCUCAUAGGAGACAGGUUAGUAGGAGGUCUCCUGUCACUGAGUUCAGAGUAUGGGUUUGUGCUCGAGGAUGAUGAAGGGAUUUGCGGUUAUGCUCUUGGUACCGUUGAUGUCAGGCCUUUCAUCAAGAAAUGCAAGUUGAGCUGGAUUCCUUUCAUGCAGGAGAAAUACAACAAACCUGACUGUCAGAAGGACCUCACAGAGGCAGAGAAGAUGAUGCUGAGUUUCCAUGAAGAGGAGGAGGGUCUUCCAGACUCUUUCCUCUCCAACUUCCCCUCUCUCAUCAAGGUUGACAUUCAUGCCAAGGUCACUGACCCCAGUGUGGCCAAAAGCAUGAUGGGAUGUCUUCUGUCUUCUCUCAAGGCCAACGGGUCCCUUGGUGCAUUCUGUAAAGUUCGUCAGACUGAUAAGAGAAUGUUGGAUUUCUAUAGUAAGCUGGGAUGCUUUGAAGUGGCCAAGAUGGAGGGCUUUCCCAAAGAUUUCAUCAUUAUGGGACGCAGCCUAUGAAGAAGCACCCUGCUACAACAGCAGACAAAGAGAUAGCAAGGCUGUGUUUGCCCAACACGUUUGUUACCUUCAUGAGAAAAACUUCCAUGAUGAUUUUAUACUCUAUUAUCGUAAUGGGCUAGCCCCGGGAAACCUCUUUUUAGGAUUUGUGUACAGAAGCACAGCAGUCGCACACAGAUUCCCUGUGCUGCCCUUAGAUGUUAUGGCUUCAUCAGAUUCAGCAGAUCUGAAGCUAAAAGGCAGAGGAGUGAUCUGUAAUCAGAUGAUUUGAGCCAACAUGGAAGAGUGGCAUUCCAGCAUUGAUUUCUGGGGUCCCACUAAUCAUAUACCUCCAGGAGGCAGGAAGUAAUAACUCCUUAAGCCUUUUUUCUGAUUUAAUCCAGUAGCCAUUACAUGGAUAUUGCCUGCAUGCCCUAAUGCAAAGUGUCUGUAUCUGAAAUGGAGGCAGAGCUGUGAAAUGAGGGCGGCCUGUAUCUCAGGUAGUGUCUUACUACCCCCUACGUCCUGCUUUCCCAGCUUUAACAUAGAGAAAUAACACAGCUGUCGACAUAAGUAGGACAACUUUGCACAGGAUGUGAGGUGUUAUGUGAGAGUUUGCCUUUCAUCAUCACAUCAUAGUAUUUCCAACUGCUCCACAAUAGGCUCGGAGAAAGAGGCCCUUUAAGAGGCGUGUCUGUAACAAAAAGCAAUGUGAAAUUCUGGGUCUGUACACAUGAACAUGGGGGUGGGAAGUUGUAGCUUUUGGGGAUUGUGAAACCCUUCAUAAAAGAUUGUCACAGACUAGCACAGGGACAGUAUUUGUUAAGAUCCUAAAGAUUAGAACCAGGAGGUCUUCUGAAUUUCCGUUCAAGUAGUAUUAGACAUUUGGAAAGCAAUGGAAAAGCUUCCACAAGUUUACAAAUAUGGUUCUCAGCCUAUUUCUGUUGAGCGCUUUGCUUGUGGCCCUUUUUCCUCCUUUUUUAAUAAAUAAGUAGGUCUUU